This is a messenger RNA of Apus apus (common swift), 2730 nucleotides long. It is a transcript of the gene DNAI7, whose product is annotated as dynein axonemal intermediate chain 7. The transcript has 13 exons. Bases 943 to 2730 code for a protein of 595 amino acids. Gene Ontology annotation, cellular component: axoneme. NCBI's taxonomy places the organism in Eukaryota, Metazoa, Chordata, Aves, Apodiformes, Apodidae. The record is from RefSeq and is a predicted model, not a curated record. Gene Ontology annotation, molecular function: beta-tubulin binding; microtubule binding.
GUACCAGCCCAAUUCUGUUGUUUUGGAAAUUAAAUGACUAAAAUGACAAAGCAUUUCAUACUGAAAUUAAAGUAAGCAUCAGUUACUUCUGGAUUUAAUGCCUAGAAACCAUUGGUUUUAAGAGGUUCUGCCAUAGUAAAGGUGCUGUGGCACCAUAAUGGUAAGCAAGUAUGCUUUUUAAAAAGAAAAAGGUAGGGCUUUUGGUUUUUUUAACCUGUAUUUCUUCUGAGACAGUUGGUCAGGCUCAAGCAAAUUUGAAAGAGGAACAGGUGCCUCCAGGACACAAAGCUUAUGUCCCACUGGUUUCUAAAUGCCAGUCUUGCCUAUAUCCCAGAACAAAUUUCCAAAGAUUUCCCAAAACAUUUAAAGUUGUCACUUUUACUUCCUUAUAGAUCUACAUGUUACUGAUUUCCACGUUAAAACAAUAAAUUUUAUUAUUCCCCUAGAGUAGCCAUGUUCAGGAAUGUCUCACCUAGAAUAGUGUGCUAUUUGUGAGAACAUAUAUUGCACCAUGAAAAUGAGAAGAAGAUUGAGUGCAGGAUGUUCUGGAGGCUUCCUUGACUGUGCAGGGAGUUUAGAGUCUUAAUUCAGGGAUCAGAUUUGAAGGGGAGAUUACAGGGGGUGAAUACCUCCCAGAAUGUGUUAAAGUAAUGUUGGUGUUUGUUUUCUUUCAAUUUAUUUCAAACAUUUAGUCGGGUGAGAAAAAGAAGAUCAGCAAAGCUGAACGCCUGAGAAUACGGAGAGAAGAAGAGGAAAGGAGGCUGAAGGAGGAAGGAUCGAGAACGAAGGGAGGCUGAACAAGCAAAACUUCAUUCACUGGAACAGAAGUUUUUGCUUGCACAACAGUGGAAGGCAGAUUAUAGAACACAGGCAAAGUGGGAGCAUUACCUGAGUUGUGAUGGAAAUCCUGACCCCACUGUGCUGCAGGAAAUAAAUACCUUCAUGAGCUUAUGGCGUGAUGAUCAAAGUGAGGACGUUAAACUUGUGAUGAAGAAGGGGGAACUGGUACUAAAUUUAAUUGAGAAGUUGCAGUUUCUUUUAUUGGACACACUGCCUGGUGAGAUAACAGAAAAAGAAACAAUCCAGUACCAGGAAACUAUUCUGGAAUUGCAGAAUCUGCUUCAUCAGAAGUACAAUGAAACAACAGAACACAUGCUUAAAACAGCUAAUAAGUAUGAAGACCCUUACACUGGAAAUAUGCAGGUAGUCAUAAAAGACGAAAAUGUUACUUUCUGUGUCUGGGGCAAUCUGAAGAAGAAAGUAAGGUUCAAAAAUCAUGUGUUUUGUGAUGUACAGCAUGGAUUUGAUCUUCCAAAGUCACUGGCAUUGAGCAGUGUUGCCAUUCGCAUAUUACACACUCAUUAUGAUCAUGUAUCUCCACUCUGGCUGCAGUGGCAGGGCAUGCCCAAAUUGGAGAUCUUAGAUAGCAAAGAGUUAACUCAGGAUUCAGAAGACAAUGUACAAGAACCAGAAGAAGAGGAAAAGAAAGCCAGAGAUGAGCCCAGUGUACCUGCUGAAGAAGAAAUGUGUUCUGACAGGAGAAAGAGUGCGACCACAUUCAAAGAAAACAGGAACAGCAUAGCUGAUGUAAAUCAGAAAACAGAGGAGGAAACUGAGAACAAAUUAGAAAUCUUGGACAUAGCAUCACAAGUUGAGGAUCCAGCGAUGCAGGAAGAGACGAGUGGAAAAGAAGUGGCAAUAACUGAUGAAGCUGUUGUGGAUUUCCAGGAGUUUGUGCUGGUGGGUGGUGUGUUCCACAUUGAGGCACUGCACCUGCCACCUCAGGGGAAACGAGUCAAGGGCUGGAGUAUGGUGGAGCUAGUUGAUGCUGGAUUUGAGGCAUACCCAUAUCCCCCAGAAGAGAAUGAAGAUGCCACACAUCCACCAAUACAGAUAACCCUUGCGCUUUCAGACAGUGUGAUGUUUUUUGAGGAGCCUAUGAUUGCCCGGUGGGAUCCUACAGGCCAACAGUGGAGAACUGAUGGCAUCAGCAACAUAAAGUAUGGAACAUCAGAAAAGAGCGUCACCUUUGAGAUGGGCACCUUUUACACCAUAGCCCUGCUCCAGGAUGCUCAUCUCAACAUGCCCUAUCAGGCAUGGGAACUGCAACCCACUGGUACAGAUGAAGCACUACUUCUAGUUAAAACAGUCUUUGCAGCAGUUCAGAUACAAAUUAAGGGUAAUCAGUGUAUGUUGUCUUCAGUAGUGGUGGAAGAGAAGCAUGUACUUUCCCACGUGACAGGAAAAUGGCUAAGUCCACUUGAGCUAAGAGCAGUUUUGAAAAAGGCUGGUGUGAAUAUUUUCCCAGGAGAGCAUUCUCACAAGUAUGUCUCUGUGAAUAAGAAGGCUCCCCUGACAGAAAUUAGGGCAUAUCAACAGAUUGCACUGCUUGUGUGUGCUUUUGCUUUUGCCUGGAGCAAGUGGAAUCAAGAAGCAGGUGAAGAGCAAGUGGUGUUCAAGGUAAGUGAGCAUCUUAAAGCAGGUGUUGUCAAAGACUGGUCUCUUUAUCUAUUUGAUGGUGAGAAAGCACAAAAGCUGAAGAUCACUGAAAACAGUGAAGCUUUUUCAGAAGAGCUAGAAGAUGAUUCUGAAUUUCACUCCACACUCUACCAUAUGCUUAAAGACUUUGCCAGCAAAGAAGCAAUUGAUAAAGUGGAAACAGCAGGCUUCCUAUUCAUUGAUGUUGUGUAUCAGCUGCUCCUUGCUACAAGAGUUUUAACAUACUCUUAA